Messenger RNA from Colletotrichum destructivum, 3661 nucleotides. RefSeq lists its product as uncharacterized. The transcript is spliced from 2 exons. The coding region runs from base 997 to 3195 and encodes 732 amino acids. The record is from RefSeq and is a predicted model, not a curated record. NCBI's taxonomy places the organism in Eukaryota, Fungi, Ascomycota, Sordariomycetes, Glomerellales, Glomerellaceae.
GUUGGAGUCAUCCUCGGGUUGCAACCACAUGAUUUGCUGCCGCGUCCAAGGCGACGGACUCAAGUAGAGUACACCGGCGAGGUACUACCUGUCCCCCCCCUCGAGUAACCCUGGGCCCCCUUGACGAUUGAAGUCACCGUCAGCCAUUCGGUUCUGCAUUCCAUGACAAUAUUUGUACACUAUCGCUGUGAGGGCCGCCGUUUCGGGUCACCACCUUGUUGCUUGUUCAGCAUGUAACUAGGGACAAGCAAGGCCCUGUGUUUGCAGUCGACUACUAUGUACCUCGCUCUGUCUCUCCAUCUCACUCGCUCUCACUCCCACUCUCACUGACACUCAUAAUCGCACUCUCUUCACCACCGUGUACUUGAUCUCCUUGAAUGCCGACUCUUGGAUCCCCCGGCCUUGCUUUGAUCUGCCCUCACCGAACUUGAAGUUAUUCUCGGACCUCACGUCGCACACCACAAACCACCCUCGCCCUUCUCGUUCUCUUCCUCGUGAUCUUCCCUCUUCAAAUCCUCCACUCGCGGACCAGCCUUUCCUUUUUCAACCCUCAUCCUCCGUCACCUCGUCACCCACGUUCUCCCGCUCAUUCACUCACUCACUCACUCACCCACUCACACCACCCUGGUUAACUGGACCCUCGCAACCGCUCCUCUGAUGCCACAUCUCGACUGCUGUUCCUGACCUUCAUCACUUUCCCUGGUCUUAGCCCGCCCUCCCUAUUGCGUAUUUCCCGUCGAUCACAACCCGACGCGGCGUUCGAGUAGUAUUACCCCGGCCACCGUCCCGCGAAACGUGCAGGGCUCGGAAGGGGAACAUAGUCCCGUCUCCCUCCUCUCCCCGUCUCAUCGACACUUGCUUGCCCGUUAUUACUUCCACGACCGCCAGCAAGAACGUUGUAUACAACUUUACCAGAGGACAAGUAGCUCGCGCACCAAGCGAGUCAACACCGCCAAUACUGACCACAACCACCAACGGCCCCAUCACUCCGCCGUGAUGAGCAACGGCAACCCAGUCCCCAACCUCAGCGUCGUCGACGCCUUUGCGCGUGCCCUCUACCGCCGCGCAAAGACGUCCGGAUCCGUCUUUGCAGAUGUAUCGACCGUCGUCCGCCGCCUGCACACCGUCCUCAAGCACCUCAGGGUUGAGUCCGAGGAUCCGGACUCGCUCCUCAACUCGGACGCGUCGUCCGUCUACGCGCGCCAGCUUGCGCCUCUCGUCGAGGACUGCGACUUUGCCCUUAAGCAGCUCGAGACUAUACUCGAAAAGUAUGGCGAGGCCACCCGCCUCGAGGAGCGCGAGCUGGACAUGGUCGCCAUGAUCCGCACCAAGCUCGCGAACCAGAAGACCAACAUCGACAUGUUUCUCGAUACGGUGCAGCUGCACAACCCCAGCAAGGCCCAACGCAUCGUGGACGAGCAAGGGGGGAACUUGGAUAACAUCAAAGACAAGGUCGACGCCAUCGCCGCGCGGUUGUUUGCGAGGAGAGACAGCGGUAUCAGCGAGGACGACGAGGACCUGUGGCAGCAGUUCCGGACAGAGCUGGAAAAAGAUGGGUUCUCCAAGGACGUCUUGCGGAAGAACAAGGAGGUCUUGCGUGCCUACAUCCGCGAGCUGGAGGAAUCAACCGGCAACGACGCCACGGCACCGCCCUCAGUCCGCGGCCUCCUCGCCCAGGAGCGCUCGCACUCAAAUCCGGCCAUGGCAGUCACCCCGGCGUCCCUCCCACACCGAGACGGCCGCGACCCUGGAGAGACGUACGGCUCAUACGAUGAACGGUACGCGCCGGCAGCAGCAAGAGGCCAGCGGUCCGCACCCGCCAUGCCGAACCAGUACAGCACUUUAUCGAUGUACGAGCGGGAGAACGACACGGAGGACGAGCAUAACGACUCUCUGGCGCUCAUCUCGACCCGCGACCUGAUGGCCAUGGACACGGUCAACAAUGGCAUGGAGAACCUUCGCCUCUCGGCCGCCGCGCAAAACUACAGCACGUCGCCGUCCUCGGCGUCCCCCUCGACCCGUUACCUCCCACCAGACGUGGCCGCCGCCCGCGCAGCCGCCGAUUUCUCCCCAUCUUCCCCCAACAGCAAUAACAACAACAGAAACUUUGGUGUCUCACCGCGCUUCGUGCCCCCUAUGCCAUCUCAUGUCGGCGGCGGAGGCGGCCCUCCCCCGUCGGCCUACGGCGUCUCCCCGCGGACAUCCCAGCCCCGAAUCGCGCCGGAUCGCUAUGGCAUGGGCAUCCCCAUGGAGGCCAAGUGGACACGCAUCCGCCGCGCCCUCGUCUCCCCCGAGAUUCUCGAGCGCGCCGGCGUCCGCUACGAAGCGCGUCCGGACUACGUCGCCGUCCUCGGCGUUCUCACCCGCGAGGAGAUCACCAACUACGCCCGCCUCUCCGCCGAAGCCCGCGCGGCACGCUCCUCGAGGCGCCGCAACGGCGGUGCUGGAGGAGUAGAAGGAGGUGAUGGUGGUGGUGGUGGUGGUAGUAAUGCCGCGCCGACGAGCCACCCUUCCCCCAAGAGCCGCGGCGACUCGCCCGCCUCAUCAUCAGACGACCCCCUCUGGGACUCUUCCGACAACUCCUCCGACGGGAGCUACCCAGACGACGAUCGGAAAGGCAACAAGACGUACUACAUCGUCCCACCGCCGUCGUCCGACCGGGAAAAGGGCACCUCCCCCGCCGCGACGGUCCAGCCAAAGCCGAUCCUUAAGAACAAGAACGAGAACCAUGUGCGAUUCGACCCGGAGCCGCACGAGCUCGACCCGAACGCCCCGCCGUCGUCGUCGCCGCGCUCCUACCGCGACGACCGCGACCAGCGGAGAAGACGACCCCCUCGACGGGAGUACAGGGACCGGGACAGGGAUCGGGACCGUGGCAGCAGAGACCGCGACGGGCACCACAGGGAUCGCGAGCGCGAGCGAGAGCGAGACCGUGACAGGAACAGAGACAGAGACACAGAUCGGGACCGCGACCGCGACGGGUUCAGGGACCGAGACAGAGAGAGGGACAGAGAUCGCGACAGGGACAGACAUCGCGACCGCGACCACUACCCCGGCCGCCACCACCGCGAGCGUUCGGACCGCGACAGGCGCGACAAGAAGAAGGCCUGGGGCGAGACGCUGGGCGCCGUGGGCAUCGGCGGCGCCGCGGCCAGUCUGCUGAGUGUUCUGACCGAGGCUGCGUCCGUGUUGUAGGCCCCUCGAGCGCCAUCUUCCUCUCGGAUAGCCACACCACUUGUACGAUGAUCCAUGUGUUUUCUGUUGAAUGGGACUUGCUCCCCCCCCCUCCUGUACCAAACUGUCAGCAGCGUUCUUUUUUGGGGGGGAGCGGUUAUCGUUUUUUUGUUCAGUCAUACCCUUCACACCUCAGGGCUGCGCCCAAGGGGUACAUUCAAAUGCAUCGACAGACCAUCCAUCAUCGGAAUACAGGACACUUAACAACACGCUCGGGAGGAAAAAAAAGAACAAAAAAGCUCCCCCAAAUCCCGGAUUCAGACUCAUGCGUAACUCCCUUUUUUCUUUUCCUUUGUCCUAUUAACUGUUUCGAGAAACGCAUCAUGAUACCUUGUACCAAGAGGGGAGGACUGUCGAGCUGUAAGAGACGAAAGUCAGGUGGGGGAGAUGUAGAUGUACCAGCUAUAUGAAAUCGAAGAUACCCAGA